AUGGUCACAGAUGGAGAGAACAAAGAUGACCUGAAGGCCGAGACCGGAGGAAUGGCACGGUCGGCCGAAAAGGUCAAGGAGGAUCAAACUGAGAAGGGAAAUACCGAAGUCAGCCAAAAGGUCACCGAAGGUGGUGGCGCCGUCAGCAGCGACAUGCUGAUUGACGAAGGAAAGGUCAAACAGGAUGACCUUUCGGAUAACUCACUGUUCCUACAAGAACAGCUGGAAGAGAAUGGUAACAGCCCCAUGUCAAGUGACAAGUUCUACACUGAUGACGAGGACGAAACGACGAUACGAACAUCUUUCCAUACGGCCUUGAAAGAAGCCAGUAUAACAAAAGAGAUGUUCGAAACGACCAUUCAAGACAGGCUAGAAGAGACCUUCGAAGGGACGGCGUCAGGAAAGGCCGACGACCGGGACCAAAGGUCACCAUCACCAAAAACAUCGGUACUAAACGGAUUAAAGCAACGAGUAAAGGAGCUUGAACGACUACUCGACGAGAAAGAAGAACAAGCGUUUGCCGCGAUACGAGAUCAACGUAACAAAACCUUUGAGGCGGAGGCCAGAUUGAGUGUGACGGAGGACGAAGUGCAACACUGGAAGGUCAAAUUUGAAGUCCAGAAGCAAGCCGCAGAAGAUCUUAAGAAAAUGGUUGAAGAUCGAGACACGAGAGGAACACUCACCGACGAAGACAAUGAAUUGUCCGAGGAGUUAAAGGUCAAGGAAGUUGAGAAGAAACGUGAUGAAUCCUUGUCGAAUGCGACAAAAUUCACAGGAAAGAUCACUAGCCUUACAGCAGACAACUCCAAGUUGAAAGACGAGCUCAAAUCACUUGAAGAAAAUAAUAAAACGCUCCAAACAGAAUUACAAGACACGAGAAAGAAGCGACACGAAGCAGAGAGCCAACGAGAGCAAGUAGCGAAGGAACUGCUCGAACUGGCAGAAAAAACGAAAACCGAAUUCAAACGUAUCAAUGAUGAAGUCGAGAACCAAAAGAAAGAAGCAAAGAAGUGGCUGAAACAAGCACAACUUUGUGACGAACGGGUCACUGUGCUAGAGGUCGCAAAUGGAGAAGGGCGAAAAGAAAACGAAAAACAAAAAGCAGAAAUCAUAAAACUCAGCGAUGAACUCGUGGAACUGGCCACUAUAGUUAUGGAAAAGGAUGAUAAAAUCAAGGAGCUUGAAACAGUCAAAGAGGAGUGCGAAGCGAGAGGAAGGACCCUCGCAGAUAGAGCGGAUCGUAUCACACGGUUGGAAGCAGAAGCUGAUAUCCUAAAAGCAGCAAAAAUGGAUCUCGAUAAGACUCUCGAUAACCGAGCAAGUACAAUCCUCGAGCAAAUGAGAAAGGUCACCGAAGCAAACAACGAUUAUGAGAAGCUCAGGAAAGACGCAAACGAAACCGUAAAGCAGCUGCAGCAGACAGUCAAACAAAGAGAGGAAGAAAUUAAAACUUUAAAACGGUCGGCAAAACAAAAGGAAGGAGAGGCAACACAGCCGGAACGGAUCGAAUCUCCACCCCCCGGAUAUGGCGAAGUCCACACCGUCGAAGGUAGCUUCCAUUUCCAAGCUCCCUUAAAGACGGGUACUGGCCGACGCGACGGCCAUGAUGAAGAUAAGGUCAAAGCUGAAAAGGUCACCGACGAUACUGAGUUGGCGAAGGGGCACUCAGGACCGAUCGGUGGGGUCAAUCCUCGGCAACAAGAAACAGGACCGAGGGAAACAAUCGUCUACAAAUCUGACCAUCAGCCAGACAAUCAUGAAGAUCCACGAGUUCGCCAAAACGAGCAGGAAAGGGUAGCUCGUGAAGAGGAGAGGCGAGAAAGAGAAUACCGCGCGGAAUACCACGCUGAAGCACAGCGACUCCGUCGCGAAGAACGGGAAUUCAGAGGUUACAUGAGAGCCAUGGCCCGGAAAUCCGCGUUGAUCGACUACAACGGCAACCGAGAAGCUUUACUUGGUUGGAUCCGUCAGGUCAAGGAGACUCAGAAGACGUAUGACCUUUCGGAUGCAGCAAUGAUGCUGGAAGUCGCCAACGCAGUCAAAGGGGACGCGAAGGCAUGGUUUGACGCGGAAAGAGAAAUCGAUGACGAAGAAGAGGCGGAAGAGUUAACCGUCGAUGAAUGGAUGACAAAGUUCAAAGAACAUUUCGGCGAUCGUGACGAAGGGGUCAACGCCUUAAGAGAAGCAAUGACGAGAAAGUUUGAGGCUGGCAAAGAAACGCUUGACCAGUUCUACCAGGCGAUCAUGCGCUUCAAAUCGAAACGGAUCAUAACUGAGAAGCAGGCCAUUGGAUUCCUGAUUCAAGGAUGUAAGAAUGACAGUGACCUUUAUAAGGCACUUCGCGCACAGAAAUUCCAUAACCCCAUGGACAUCAAGGAAUUCUUCCGUACAUGGUCGACUGGCGAAGAAAAGGAAUGGCUCAAGGGAAUCCGGGCUUUGCCGGCCAAGGAUUCAACGGUGGCUGAGGAAAUCAAGGAAACUUCCGACCGAACCGUGGACAAGGAAAUCAAGGACCACGAUACGGGUCGCGAGUAG
Paramacrobiotus metropolitanus is the source of this 2535-nucleotide messenger RNA. Its product is annotated as golgin subfamily A member 6-like protein 22. The coding region runs from base 1 to 2535 and encodes 844 amino acids. The transcript has 3 exons. Lineage: Eukaryota; Metazoa; Tardigrada; Eutardigrada; Parachela; Macrobiotidae. The record is from RefSeq and is a predicted model, not a curated record.